Messenger RNA from Mesocestoides corti, 909 nucleotides. The record is from the annotation of a GenBank genome assembly. NCBI's taxonomy places the organism in Eukaryota, Metazoa, Platyhelminthes, Cestoda, Cyclophyllidea, Mesocestoididae.
UUGCAGAACAUAGUACGACAGGACGUCGCAUGGUUUGACACUCAGUCCUCCGGCAAAUUAAUCACGAAACUAACUUACAGUGUCGACCAAAUCGAAGGUGGAAUCGGCGAUCGCACCUUUAUUCAGAGUGUCACCACGUCAAUUGCUACGGCUGUGGUCUCACUGAUUGUUGGAUGGAAAUUGGCCCUGGUCUCCUUUACACUGUCCCCAGUAAUUCUUGGGGCCUUUGUGACCCUUGGCUUUGCGCUUCGCAAAUUUUCGGCUAAAGAAAUAGUGGCCUACGAGAAAGCUGGUUUGAUUGCUGCAGAAAUUCUCGCUGCUAUUCGAACUGUUUUUGCCUUUGGUUGCCAAGAAAAGGAAUCUCUUCGGUACGAAAAUGAGUUGGGUGCAUCGGCACGCGUUUUUAUGUUGAAAAGCUUGCUCAUGGGCAUCGGUAUGGGAAUGGUUGGAUGCACUAUCUAUUGUGCAGCUGCACUGAUUCUUUGGUAUGGUGUUGAGUUGAUAAUAACGGAGAACUACGACAAUGGUAACGUUGUUUCCGUCAUGAUAUGCUUCAUAGUUGGAAACACUUCGCUCGGGAGAAGCCUGCCGGAAAUUGAAUUCUUCGCAAAUUCGAAGAGAGCAGCAGCAUCAAUAUUCCAGAUAAUUGACAGAAUUCCAUCCAUUGAUGUGAUGGGUCAAGGAGAAACACUGAAAGAAUUUUCAGGAAAAAUUGAAUUCAGAAAUGUGACCUUCAACUACCCAACCAGACCAGAUGUUCAGGUUCUGAGUAAUUUUUCGCUGACAAUUAAUCCCGGUGAAACAGUAGCAAUUGUUGGCCCCAGUGGAUCCGGCAAGAGCACAACCGUUCAGCUACUUCAACGGUUCUACGAUACUGUUGGAGGAAAGGUGGGUUCUAUACACAUUUGA